Carassius carassius (crucian carp) is the source of this 3963-nucleotide messenger RNA. Its product is annotated as glutamine--fructose-6-phosphate aminotransferase [isomerizing] 1-like. NCBI's taxonomy places the organism in Eukaryota, Metazoa, Chordata, Actinopteri, Cypriniformes, Cyprinidae. Gene Ontology annotation, molecular function: carbohydrate derivative binding; L-glutamine:D-fructose-6-phosphate transaminase (isomerizing) activity. The coding region runs from base 105 to 2153 and encodes 682 amino acids. The transcript has 18 exons. Gene Ontology annotation, biological process: UDP-N-acetylglucosamine metabolic process; carbohydrate derivative biosynthetic process; fructose 6-phosphate metabolic process. The record is from RefSeq and is a predicted model, not a curated record.
GGCGCGGGUGUUUUCUCACCCAAUGACACACGUUGUGGGCGUGUUUUAAGUGACAGCUCUUCGGAACGAGGAACUAAACCGCAGUUGGCAGCUCUACCGGAGACAUGUGUGGCAUCUUUGCAUAUCUGAAUUAUCAUGUGCCCCGCACUCGGCGGGAGAUCCUCGAGGUCCUUAUCAAAGGUCUGCAGCGCCUGGAGUACCGCGGCUAUGACUCCGCUGGUGUGGGGAUUGAUGGGGGAAACAGCAAGGAAUGGGAAACCAACUCCAAGAGCAUCCAGCUGAUCAAACAAACCGGGAAAGUCAAAGCCCUGGAUGAUGAAAUCCAUAGGCAGCAGGAUGUUGAUCUUGAUUUGGAGUUUGAUGUGCAUCUGGGAAUCGCUCACACUCGAUGGGCCACUCAUGGCGCCCCCAGCCCUGUCAACAGCCACCCGCAGAGAUCUGACAAGAACAACGAGUUUAUUGUCAUCCAUAAUGGAAUCAUCACCAACUACAAAGACCUGAAGAAAUUUCUGGAGAGUAAAGGCUAUGAGUUUGAGUCUGAGACUGACACGGAGACCAUCGCUAAGCUAGUGAAGUACAUGUAUGAUAACCGGGAGAGCGAUGACAUCACCUUCGCCACCCUCGUGGAGCAAGUCACCCAGCAACUAGAAGGAGCUUUUGUCUUGGUCUUCAAAAGUGUGCACUAUCCAGGAGAAGCAGUGGGCAGCAGGAGAGGAGGUCCAUUGCUGAUUGGAGUUAGAAGUGAACACAAGCUUUCCACCGAUCACAUCCCCAUCCUGUAUCGCUCCUCUGCUAAAGAUAAAAAGAGCUGCAAUACUCUGCCCAGAAUGGACGAGGACACGUGUCUAUUUCCUGUAGACGAGAAAUCCGUGGAGUACUACUUUGCAUCUGAUGCCAGUGCUGUCAUCGAGCACACCAAUCGGGUCAUCUUCCUCGAGGACGAUGACAUCGCGGCAGUGCGUGACGGGCGUCUUUCCAUCCAUCGGAUCAAGCGCACCGCAGGAGACCACCCGGCCCGCGCCAUGCAGACCCUUCAGAUGGAGCUGCAGCAGAUCAUGAAGGGAAACUUCAGCUCCUUCAUGCAGAAGGAGAUCUUUGAGCAGCCAGAGUCUGUGGUCAACACCAUGCGAGGAAGAGUUAACUUUGAGAACAACACAGUGAUCUUGGGAGGAUUGAAAGACCACAUUAAAGAGAUCCAGAGAUGUCGGAGGCUCAUCUUGAUUGCCUGUGGGACCAGUUACCAUGCUGGAGUUGCAACUCGUCAAAUACUGGAAGAACUCACUGAACUUCCUGUCAUGGUGGAGCUGGCGAGUGAUUUCCUGGAUCGAAACACUCCUGUCUUCAGAGAUGACGUGUGCUUUUUCAUCAGCCAGUCAGGAGAGACAGCAGACAGCCUGUUGGCUCUGCGCUACUGUAAGGAGAGAGGCGCGCUGACGGUGGGCAUCACCAACACUGUGGGCAGCUCCAUCUCCAGAGAAACUGACUGCGGCAUUCACAUCAAUGCUGGUCCAGAGAUUGGUGUGGCUAGCACUAAGGCAUACACAAGUCAAUUUGUGGCUCUCAUCAUGUUUGCCCUGCUGAUGUGCGAUGACAGAAUCUCAGUGCAGCCACGCAGACGAGAAAUCAUACAAGGCCUCAAAGUGUUGCCAGAUCUCAUCAAGGAGGUGUUGAGCCUGGACGUGGAGAUUCAGAAGUUGGCAGCUGAGCUGUAUCAGCAGAAGAGUGUUCUCAUCAUGGGCCGAGGCUACCACUACGCCACCUGCCUGGAGGGAGCCUUGAAAAUCAAGGAGAUCACGUACAUGCAUUCAGAGGGGAUUUUGGCUGGAGAGCUGAAGCAUGGGCCGCUGGCUCUAGUGGACAAACUGAUGCCUGUCAUAAUGAUCAUCAUGAGAGACCACACAUACAACAAAUGCCAGAACGCACUGCAGCAGGUCGUGGCUAGACAGGGCCGUCCGAUCGUGAUCUGUGAUAAGGAGGACAAUGAGACCAUCGACAACUCCAGCCGCACCAUCAAAGUGCCUCACUGUGUGGACUGUCUGCAGGGAAUCCUCAGUGUCAUCCCUCUACAGAUGCUCUCCUUCCACCUCGCUGUGCUCCGCGGAUACGACGUUGAUUGCCCAAGAAACCUGGCCAAGUCUGUGACUGUUGAGUAAACGCUUCCUGUUUGAUGCCACAUACAUGCAUACAGACUAUCGAAGACAAAUGAAGAGAGGGUUUUAUACAUGCCAGGUUCAUAUAAUGAUCCUAAAGAACCUGAAGUGUACCUCUUUAUACAUAUAUCUCAUCUCAAAGCAUGAUUCUGGAAGCUUCAUAUCAUUGCUGACUGGAUUGUGAUUUUUAUUUUUAUUAUUUUUGGUGGUGGCGUGGUAUGGGGUGCGAUUAUAAGAGCUGCACUCUUAACUCAGUGGCACUUGGUGUGGUCUAUAACACAUUUUUCUUCUGACUUUUUAUUGUUCAUUUGCUCUAUUCAUAAAAUUAGUUUGACCCAGAAAGACUUCUAGAUGCUUCUCAUCAAGUACACAUAAGCAUUUGCGAAGCAAAGAUAAGUAACACAAAAAAACACACAAUUCUAGUGAGAUGUGGCACUAAAACAAAACUGUGAAUCAGUGUUCCGUGGUAGUUUGCACAAUAUUUUGUUUAUGCAGGUUGCUGCUAUUUAAAGGGAUGUUCUUGUUACUGAUGAGAAUAUUUUUUCCAGAGGUGACCUCUCAUCAUCUGGAAUUUCCUAUCCAUGGGGAUUUCCCUAGUUAACCUUCUAAUCUCGGAGCAUACAGUGGCCUGUAGGAGCUUUGAUACAAUCUGUAUUGGUAAUCAUUGAACCGAUGCAGAUGUCUUUAGAGUUUGGUCUAGACAAUCCAUUACUUUGGGACUUUAAAACAUUACUUGAAUGGUUUAUGAAGUUGGUUGGCUAAUACUUUACAAUGUGACUCAGUACUUUUAUUAGCAUUUGUUAAUCUUGGUUAAUUUCUACAUAUAUAAUACAUUUUGAACAUUUCAAGAUGAUUGAACCAACAUGAAUAAACAAUGGACAGUAAUAUAUUUAUAAAUUCAAAUUAACCUAGAUUCAUAAAUGCAUUAAUAUAUGCAAUAACUAAUGAUAAAAAAUACUUUAUGUAAAAGGUUACCCUAAAGAACAUAUUUUUUAUUAUCUUUAGAGGUUUCUUUCAUUCUUGUUGCAAAGAAAUUAAUGAAAACCUGCUAGAAAAAUCAAAUAUGAAGUGAAUGUAUGAUCUGAUCUAUCUAACUGUUUUUUUUAGUGAAGUUUCUAUGUGCUUUUGACAAACUGGGUCAUAGAAAUAGUCAUGAAUGGGUUGAUGAAGAGCUACUGAUAUAUUAAAAGCCAUGUUGAAAUGAAAUUGAAUGCUUACACGGUUUGAUGAAGAGAAUGGGAUGUUUGAAUAUUUGCUUCCCACAGAAAGUCAGCACACAUAGAUGUUUUGAACCCAUUGAACCUAAAGUAGUGAUAGUAGUGAGUAGUUUACCUGUAGUUACUGUAUAAGUAUCAUAUUUAUAAUAAUCAGUUACUGAGAUUAAUCUGAAGGUACACUUUUGUUGUGUACUUGAAAUAUAUGCAUGAACUUUUUGGCCUCCAUUCUUCGAUUCCUUUCUUAUAGAAAAUUCAGAGGCCUUGUUACAGAGGAGACCGUGAGUGUCUCUGGUUUACACGAGUACUGCCAAAGAAUGCAGAAGAAAAACCUUAAACAUGAAGUGUGCUGUUACGUAGCGCCCGCCCCAUACUACGCCACCAUCAGCUAUAAUUGUUUCCAUGGGACCAUUUUGUCUUUCUCUUAUGUUUUGUUUUUAUUGGGUAUAGAAGGGUUAUAUAUUAUAUACUACUUUAUUUGCAAUUAAAGUACUCAUGUACUUCUUUUGAUCCAAAUAUUGUGACUUUUUUUAUUUUAUUUCUUCAUUCCAUUUUGUUGUGCAUAAAAUCAACACAAAUAAAGAUUUAUAUCAUCUGAA